Molecule: messenger RNA, 660 nt
Organism: Enterobius vermicularis (human pinworm)
Lineage: Eukaryota; Metazoa; Nematoda; Chromadorea; Rhabditida; Oxyuridae
Source: the annotation of a GenBank genome assembly
AUGGAUGGAAAACGUCUCAAUGAACAGCAGAUCACUAUGAAGCAUACACACACACACACAAAAACACAUAAACAUAGGCCAGCUAUUGAAAGAAAAAACAUUGAUCUUGCUCCGUUGAAAAAGGCUAAUGUACCCAUUUUUUUCAUCGUCGGCGGCCCUGGGUCUGGGAAAGGUACCCAAUGUGACAAAAUUGUCGAAAAGUAUCAUCUGACCCAUCUAAGCUCUGGAGAUCUUUUACGGGCUGAAGUCAAGUCUGGUUCCCCACGUGGCGCCGAACUCAAUAAAAUUAUGGAAAAUGGAGAAUUAGUACCACUUGAAGUUGUUUUGGACCUUAUCAAGGAAGCUAUGGUAAGCGCAGUCGCUAAAGGCAGUAAGGGUUUCUUGAUUGACGGUUACCCAAGAGAAAUCAAACAGGGUGACCAAUUUGAGAGUGAGAUUCAAGAAGCAAAAUCAGUACUCUUUUUUGACGUCAGUGAAGAUACCCUUGUAAAACGUUGUUUACAUCGUGCUGAAACCAGUGGCCGAGUUGAUGAUAACAUUGAUACCAUCAAAAAGAGGCUUAAGACCUAUUUGACAGCAACACAACCAGUUAUUUCACAUUAUGAAGGGAAAGGAAAAUUAGUCAAGUUUUUCAUUGAAUUUAUCGGUGAUGAAAGAUGA